UGGCGUGUGAGGGCCGCGGUUGGGGUUGCGGGCCGGGUGGUGGGAGCUCGGUGCUCCAGGACGGGCGGAGCCGGCCGCUGCAGGUGACGGAGGCGCAGCGAGGGCCGCCGCGGCCCUGUGGAGUUCCAAAAGAUGAGUCGUGGAUAUUCAGAAAACAACAAUUUCCUGAAUAAUAACAACCAAAUGGUGUUGGACAUGCUUCUUUAUCCAUUAAUCGGAAUCCAUCAGUCCAUCAACUGGGAAACUGUGGCAAGGCUUGUGCCUGGACUAACACCCAAAGAGUGUGCAAAAAGGUUUGAUGAACUGAAGAGCAGUGGAAGCUCACCUGUUGACAACCAGUAUAGUUCCCUAAUGGCUGGAGAGAGUCCUGUUGAAACUUUAGCUACUUAUAUCAAAUCCUCGCUUCUUGACAUACAGGGAGAAUUUCAGGAGACUCCAGUUGGUCAGGAUGCAGUUUCCAAAACAGGAAGACAUAGUAUAGCUUCCACAAGGAAUUGUUCUUCAGAAAGUGAAAAUUGUACUACUCGUAAUGGUGGAGAAAAGACUGAAGAAUCUGAAGGGCCAAACAUGGUGAUCCAUGUAUGUGAUGAAGCAAAAAACUUGAAAGAAGAUUUUAUUUGUCCACGAGAUCUUUUGGUAUCAGAAAUGAAGUACUUUGCUGAAUAUUUAUCUAUGGAUGCCCAGCGCUGGGAAGAGGUGGACAUUUCAGUUCAUUGUGACGUUCACAUUUUCAACUGGUUAAUAAAAUAUGUUAAAAGGAACACUAAGGAGAAUAAAGAUUGUGAGAUGCCCACUUUAGAGCCAGGAAAUGUCAUUUCAAUUCUUAUUUCUUCAGAGUUUUUGAAAAUGGAUUCAUUAGUUGAACAAUGUAUUCAGUAUUGCCACAAAAAUAUGGAUGCCAUAGUAGCUACCCCAUGCAACAUGAACUGUAUUAAUGCAAAUCUUCUUACAUGUAUAGCUGAUCUGUUCACACACAGUGAGGUUGAUGAUUUAAAGGACAAGAAAGAUAAGUUUAGGAGUAAACUUUUUUGUAAGAAGAUUGAGAGGCUGUUUGAUCCUGAGUACUUGAAUCCAGAUUCUCGGAAUAAUGCAGCAACCUUAUACAGAUGCUGUUUGUGUAAGAAACUUUUAACAAAAGACACAGACAGAAGAAUUCCAUGUAUUCCUGGAAAAAUUAAUGUGGAUCGACAUGGAAAUAUUGUCUAUGUUCACUUAAGAGAUAAGACUUGGGAUGUUCAUGAGUAUUUGAAUAGUCUUUUUGAAGAAUUAAAAUCUUGGAGAGAUGUAUAUUGGCGCUUGUGGGGAACAGUCAACUGGCUAACUUGUUCAAGAUGUUAUCAGGCUUUUCUCUGUAUAGAAUUUUCACAUUGUCAGUACCACCCAGAAGCAGUGGUUUAUCCUCCAGCAACAAGUUCACUGAGUACUGUGGGCACUGGAAUUUAUCCCUGCUGUAACCAAAAGGUUCUUCGGUUUGAUCCUACUCAGCUUACAAAGGGUUGUGAACUGAGGGACCACGUGGUUGCUUUUCCUGAUCUUGGUGAAGGUGGAGAUUUGCUGUCCUGUCCAACUGCUAGAAUACUGGAAGAUCUGCACAAACACAAAGAUGUCAUUGUUGUGCCUUUUUCUAAAGAUACUGUUAGUGAUUCUGGGGUUGGUCCCUGUGAUGAGAAGGGUCUAGACUGUGAUGUUUUACUGGAGCCAAAUACACCAUGGGGCCCCAAAACUGGGGAGCUCAAUGCCUUUUUGUCACUGAAAAACUGGACUCUGCAAUUGAAACAACAGUCAUUAUUUUCAGAAGAAGAAGAAUAUACUACCGGAUCUGAGGUCACUGAAGAUGAAGUUGGAGAUGAAGAAGAAGUAUCCAAGAAACAAAGGAAAAAGGAGAAGCCAAAGAAGUUCACCAAACAACCAAAAAAGCAGAUGUCUUCACCCUGUGGUCAGAAGAAAGAAAAGGCAUUGGAGAAGUCAACUUCUAGAGAUGUGUCUCCUUUCAUUGUGAGUAUGCAGAAGAAUAAGUGGGAUGCCACAAGAUCCUUGAGAUUCAACCAGGAUGCACAAAGAGAAGACGAUCAACGGCGGAUGUCUGAAAUUACAGGGCACCUAAUAAAGAUGAGAUUGGGUGAUUUGGACCGACUCAAGUCAAAGGAAGCAAAAGAAUUUGCAGGAGGUAUUUAUUCCAGGCUUGAAGCACAAAUCAAGGCCUCAGUGCCAGUCAGUGCACGGCAAGGCAGCUCAGAGAAAAACACAAGGUCUAAAAGCCGUUUGGGCCCAGGGCGUCCUGCAUAAAGCACCUGAGCAUAUAACUAAAAGGACAGAAGACACACUUCUGGACAUCAGAAAUUGCUCACUUGAAGAUUUUCAGAACGAUGACUUCUAAAUGUUUUAAGUUAUUUAUUAAUUAUUAUUGCAAGCCACAUAAAUUAUAAUGCUAAGGAAGUGAAUAGUUAGGUCUUAUGAAAUCUAAUGUAAAUUUGAAAUUUCUGAAAUCUGAUUUUUCUUUAGUGUAAUGCUAGGCUAUGUAGAAAGUCAGUAUUUACCCAUUGACAUUAGUGAGACUCCUAAUAUUUGUUAUCCUUAAUUUAUUUAUUUGAAAAAAAAGGAAGCCUGAACUCUCAAGUAGCCAGGAAUUUCUGUGCACUGAUUAUUGUAUGUCUUUUGGGCUAUAAAUCUUGGGACAGCCUUGAGAACCACAAUUUGUGUGAUGAAAUUCCCAGUGGAUGCUAAUUUUAAGUUUGCAUGAAUAUUAAGGAGUGACACAUCUCAAGACUGCAUUAAAUAAAGUUUCUUGGUGAGGUAUUUCCUGUGUUGGGAAGAAGGGUUAAAUUUUUUCAGUGUUAUUCCGCGGAAAGCACAAUGUUAAUCCAACUUUUUUAUCUUUUGGUUUUUAAUGUUUAUAUAUUGGUCAUCUGAGCUGGAAUUCCUGAUUAUUACCUUUUUUUUCUGUGAAACUAGUGCCAUUCUGAAUUUGUUAAAAUAACCAUUGAUAGUUAGGAUAGUAAAUCAUUUCAGUUGUAUGAGACACCCACUGUACAGUUCUCAGGGCUCUAAAAUCCACCUGUAUUUCUAUAGCCAUUCAAACAUCCCUUUAAAACAAUUAUAAUUACUUACUACUUUAGAGGUGUCUAGGAGGAAGGAGUCCCAAAUACAUUAGAUGGAUAAAAAAUUGCAUAUAUUCAAGAGAAAUCAAAAUAAAAUUCUAGUCUAUAAAUCAUGUUUUAAUUUUUCUAACCAAGCAGAAAGAGUUCUCAGGGAAAAUUUGUCCCAAACCAUAAGCAUAUAAAAAAUUAUGUGUUUGGAAAUUAUUUAUAUGUAGGUCUCUGAAAACUUUAAGAUGCACUGUUUCUAAUUUCAGUCUUUAUUUGCCUUAUAAUCGAAAUUUCUUCAAAUUAUUUAGGGAACAGACUUUGAUAAUGUGUGACAGAACAGCAAUUUCUAUUGAAAUUUUGAAGUGUUACACUCAGUAUACACAUACAGAAAUCAUUAUUUUUAGUGAGUGUUUUAGUUGAUAAACUAAGCUAGUUGUUAUUUCAUGUUACAUGUUUGGCUUAGCCAAGGUUUUAAACUUAUGUUUGGAAACUUUGUUGCAGUUUAUAUAUUUUUCAAUUGAUAUUUUUGAAAUAGAUUAUAAAAUUUCUAUUUUCUAAAGGAAACAUUUUAUAAUGCUUUGAUCUGCAAGCCCUGCUAAAUACCAGAGUCUUCCUGAGUUUACUACCAUGUUUCCCUGAAAAUAAG
This is a messenger RNA of Rhinolophus ferrumequinum (greater horseshoe bat), 3732 nucleotides long. It is a transcript of the gene SANBR, whose product is annotated as SANT and BTB domain regulator of CSR. The record is from RefSeq and is a predicted model, not a curated record. The transcript is spliced from 21 exons. Bases 133 to 2286 code for a protein of 717 amino acids. Lineage: Eukaryota; Metazoa; Chordata; Mammalia; Chiroptera; Rhinolophidae.